Messenger RNA from Colletotrichum phormii, 1629 nucleotides. RefSeq names its product agmatinase 1. Gene Ontology annotation, molecular function: metal ion binding; agmatinase activity. The transcript has 8 exons. The record is from RefSeq and is a predicted model, not a curated record. Bases 203 to 1399 code for a protein of 398 amino acids. Lineage: Eukaryota; Fungi; Ascomycota; Sordariomycetes; Glomerellales; Glomerellaceae.
GGGGCCAUACCUUAUGCCCACCAUAAAACAUCAUGCGUGGAGAAGAACUGUCGAACUUCGGCCAAUCUGCUUCUGACAUGGACCGGGAGCUUGCAGCUCGCCGUGAUUCAUAAAGUCGAGGCCAUUCCCCUUGACGGACUUUGGACUUUGCCCUGAGCAGCAGCUGCAAUCUGAAAUCAUCGUAUAGCCGACUGUCAGCAUCAUGGUCUCUCGAAGCAUCCUCGCACUCUGCCUUGCGGCAACCGUCUAUGGUCACGGCGACCAUGACGACCCUCAGAAGUCCAUGUCCGGACCUCACCAGUCUCUCUGGUAUAACACGAUUCCUGGUGACGGUGGCACUCAGGCCGACUCUGUAUUCUCGGGCAUUUCCACCUUUGGUCGCCUGCCGUACCAGCCGUGCCUCGGCGCGAAGAAUGUUAAGUACGACAUUGCUUUCAUUGGUGCCCCCUUUGACACUGGUACUUCAUACCGCCCUGGUGCUCGCUUUGGCCCGUCAGGAAUUCGCCAGGGCUCACGCCGUCUGAACCUCUACGGAGGUUACAAUGUGCCAUUGGCCACCAACCCGUUCAACAGUUGGGCCACCGUCCUUGACUGCGGAGACAUUCCGGUCACAUCUUACGACAACACGUGGGCUCUGCACCAGAUCGAAGAGGGACACUUUGAGAUCCUGUCUCGCCAGCCUGCGACAGAUGCGGCGAAGAAGGGGCCUGCGAAGAACGAGCGCACCCUGCCUCGUGUCAUCACUCUGGGUGGUGACCACACCAUCACCCUACCCUUGCUGCGCUCUAUCAACCGUGCCUACGGUCCCGUGUCUGUCAUUCACUUCGACAGCCAUCUCGACACCUGGCGCCCCAAGGUCUUUGGCGGUUCUCCUUCAGAGGUCGCUAGCAUCAACCACGGCACGUACUUCUACCAUGCCGCCCAGGAGGGUCUGCUGCGCAACGACUCCAACAUCCACGCUGGUAUCCGCACGACGCUCAGCGGACCCAGUGACUACGAGAACGAUGGAUACUGCGGCUUCGAGAUUGUUGAGGCUCGCGAGAUUGACAAGAUCGGCACGGAUGGCAUUAUCAAGAAGAUCAUUGAGCGUGUCGGCACCAAGAACCCCGUCUACCUCUCUUUGGAUAUCGAUACCCUUGAUCCUGCUUUCGCUCCCGCUACCGGUACCCCUGAGACGGGCGGCUGGUCCACUCGCGAGCUCCGCACCAUCCUUCGUGGAUUGGAGGACCUGAACCUGAUUGCCGCUGAUAUCGUGGAGGUUGCUCCUGCCUACGAUACGAACGCCGAGCACACUACCAUGGCCGCCGCUGAUGCGCUCUACGAGAUUAUGAGUAUCAUGGUCAAGCGUGGCCCCCUCAGCGCCAUGGUUAACCAGACCGAGGUCUACGAGGAGCUCUGAGGAAGAAGCAUUGCAGCAUGAUCGCGAGGAGGAAACAAGACGGCUCUCCUGUAACGAAGGACAGGAGUUUAUAAGCAUUGUUGAUGGGAAGUGGUCCUCUUGUUGGUACAGGCGUUGUCGGAGGUUGGAGUUGCGACUGCAAAAGUUGGCGGACGUUGUUGUUCUAAGUUGCAAGUUGGAUGUAGUCAAUGAAUGAAUGGUUUUGGAUCUGGACAGUCUCCGUACCCAUC